AUGCCACUCCACCGCAUUUACGCCGCGAAGGGGACAUUCUCGCCUCCCGAAAAGAAGGCCAUUGCGCAGAGUAUUACCAACAUAUACAACUCUAUCCCAAUUCCUGCCUUCUACACUGUGGUGGUGUUCAUAGACGUCGAUGAGGAGAGCAUCUUCGUGGGCGGGGAGUCAAACGCUCGCUUUGUGAUAGAUCUCAUCCAAGACGCCUUCGCACCAUACGUCCGUGACCGUGGCCUGGACUGGGAAUCUCACGUCGAAUGGGUGGAGAGAGAGUUCUGGAGGGAGAAUGGCAUGCGACCUCCCCUGCCCAACACUGAAGCAGAGAAGAAGUGGGUCGAGCUGAACAAGCCGGUCCCAUACUAA
Messenger RNA from Coccomyxa subellipsoidea C-169, 363 nucleotides. RefSeq lists its product as hypothetical. The record is from RefSeq and is a predicted model, not a curated record. The transcript is spliced from 2 exons. NCBI's taxonomy places the organism in Eukaryota, Viridiplantae, Chlorophyta, Trebouxiophyceae, Coccomyxaceae. The coding region runs from base 1 to 363 and encodes 120 amino acids.